AUACGUCUAACAAGUCUUAACAAGCUCCAAUUAGUGACAUGUAGGUAGGUACCUAGAGUUUCUCAUUUUACGCUUUGAGGAAGCAGUGUACCUAGGUAGAUAUUAAUCGACCUCGUAACAGCAGCUUUUCUCUAUAAGUUCAGUGACUGUGUGGCCUCCAGCAUCUUAGAAUCCAAUGUUUGGUACCUACAGACAACACAAUACUCCUUCCCUCAAAGCCAAUGUCAACAGUGCCUGCAUAUUCUGCUCAACCAAUUUUAUUCAUAUAUGAGUAAUUUACAAUCAGGUAUGCGUAUAUGUACUGAAAGCUUCAAUAGUACAUACUAAAAACAACACGGAUAUAAAUACAAAAAACAAAUCAGCAACUCAAACCAACACGCUACACUUUACCCACUAACUUUAGAAAGAACUACCUAAUUGAAUAGUGCACAUCAUUCGAAACUUUUCCCUUCUCUACCAUCAUUUACUACAACACUUUACUUUCUCUUCCUUAAAAGAAAUUACAGAUUUCAGUCAGAUCGUGGUUUCAAUUUCAACAGUCAGCAUGGAUAAACUGCCGUACGAUAUCUACGACAGGAUCGCCGCAUCACUGGAUGGCCCGGAUGUUGAGCGUCCAAAGCUGGCCACCAUUUCACGCAAAUGGCAGCUUGCUAUUGAACGUCAAACGUUCCAAGACAUUCUCCUGAGAAGUACCAACCUAAACCGCUUCAAACAAGUUGUUCGCGGUGAUCGCCGUCGAUAUGUCAAAAAGAUUGAGUAUAUCGUAUUGUUGCCCACGUACCAAGACUGGGAGCGUGGCCGUUUCGAACGUGAGGACGAGCGAAACGUUAACAAUGAAUCCUUUACGGUUGCAAUCCACGGUCUGUUCCAAAUUCUCAAGGACUGGAACGUCUUCAAGGACGGCACUUUUACGCUAGAGAUCCGAGAUGUGUAUUCUACCUCGGACCACAAGUUUUUGCGGCACUCAGACCCCUUGUACUGCGUCGGAGGCGAUACCAUCAACAUCAAGAAACCUGACCAGACUACAUACGGCCUCGACCUUCAAGCAUGGCGAUUCCAUUACUCGUACCUACUUCUUCAGCGCCUUUCCGCAUUGCCAUCUCUACCCGUGGUAUCAUCAUUCCGAAUUUGGGCUAUAACAAGAAAAAUCAGUCCAAGUUCAGCUUUCGGAAUGGUGAAGAAACUACCAAACCUUCAAAGGUUGGCCGUGGCUCUGAAGGACAGUGAAAUACGCUACAUUGAGUUUCGUCAGUCAUACCGAAAAGAACUCGCUGAGGCGAUUUUGAACAACAUGUCAACACUUUCCAGACUGGAGUACUUUAGAUUGAACACCUACAACGGGGUUUCCUGGAAUCCAGUUUGGGGCGCCAGAAGCCUGUUCCCCAAUAACGCACCCGCAGAUCCAUUAUCAGCUGCAAUUGGAACAGUGGUGGCGAACUCUAAGCGCCUGAAGGAAGUUGAUUUCAACUUGUGCAUGGAUGACGCACUAUUCUUGCCCAGCCAAAGUCGGGCUUUAUCGGUGCCCUACUGGUACAACUUGGAACAUCUCCAGUUGAUGAUUCCCAUCAGACGACCAUCCGGAGGAAGCUAUUUCCGAAAUAAAGAGCCGAUAGACGAUGAUCCUAGAAUCCUUCCCCCUCUGCUUACGCAAAUGCCUCCAGGAUACGGUUACAGCGCAGAAGAGGAUAGAUUGGCGGCCAGCGGGUUUUCACUCCCGGAACACCGUGAAAUGGACUUCGCUAUGCAUCGUUGUGAGGUGGUCCCGAACGACGAUGCUCUGGUGCCGCUACUAGAGUCUUUCGGACGCGCCUGUCUACAAAUGAGGGACCUCAAAACGGCCACGCUAGUCGCAAGUAUUCCCUCGGGUCUGUUACUUAGCAACGGCGAAACGAUGUAUAGUACAACUAUGUGGGGCGUCUGGUACAUCAAGCGCGGCUGCGCAGCCAGAGCCAUGGGCCAGUGCUUGCUCGGACCGGAGUACAGUAAAGCCCAGGACGAAGGCAAGAUCUUGUGGACUGUUGGUGAUUGGCGCCCAGACUUCGACCUGAGCCGCCUUCUUCGAAGCAUCGGACAAGAACCCAAGCACCGUGGACCUCAACUGACGGAAAAGUUCAUCGAGUUAUACUACAAUCCAUGGAAAGAGUUCGAGCUCAAUAGCUGGGAAGAAAAAUGGGGAAAUAGGCGCGCAGCAUGAUAGGUUCCAGCUGAGGAUCAGGGAAAGCAUGGCACCGUACCAUAGGUGGAUUCAUGGACACGUAUAUGCACGUGUUCUCUGGACGAUUUGGAAGAUAAUGAAGGAAAUGGGAGAAUGAACUGGCUUUACUGAAGGUGGCGGAUUACUGCGAUUUGCAUGGCCGGGAAUAUUGACGCAUCUGCAAGGUGGUAAAACGCGAGGAAGAUUUACUCUCAAUACCAGGAGACGGAUACCGGUAGUCACAGCAGUGGCUAUCUAUUUCCUAGCUAAACGUUGCUCAUGUACCUAC
Molecule: messenger RNA, 2483 nt
Organism: Hypoxylon fragiforme
Lineage: Eukaryota; Fungi; Ascomycota; Sordariomycetes; Xylariales; Hypoxylaceae
Exons: 1
Coding region: 545-2194 (549 amino acids)
Molecular function (GO): protein binding
Source: RefSeq, a predicted model, not a curated record